GCAUCAUCUUCAGCUUCUGGUAGGCGAAUGAGCUUCACAAGCACGAUGCUUGCUGGCAAAGUUGGAUCACUGGCUCGCAGGAGCAUACUGAUUUCUUCAGAGGGAAAGUCUUUUGACAGGGGCUCCAUAGCAAGUUGCAGACCUCUUGUCCAGGUUUAUGAUGACCUAGGAAAAGAUGUGACUCCCCGUCCACUCUACCAGCCUGAGCCAAGUGCUGCCGGACCCACCCCCGGGCCCAUACACAGACAAAGCAAAAUCUUAUCAACCCAAGAUUUUGCUGGGGCAGUGCCAACAGAAUUCUUGUCAUCCCUCUCUCUGCAACAAGCAUCUGGGACAAGUAUUAGCUUAGCAGGCCCAUUCUCCAGAACUUAUGGUAGUAGCAGUAUUACAAAGUCUACUACUUCUACUGAAUCAAUGGCAGAAGAAAUUAUAGAACCUGGAUCCAGACAUGACAUGCUUGCUAGUUUUAUAGAUGUUCAGGUCAGGCGAGAGGAAGUGCCAGAGCCACUGACAAAGCGUGACCUGGAAAAGCGUGUGGAUAUUUUCCUCACGGAGACAGAAACAAUUUGGUUAUUUGACAUGCCAACUGUCAUGCUGUCUACAGAGGCUGAGGAAGCUGACUCUGUGAGAAAAAAGAACAUAGCUUACAUGGAACUCUGUAAAAACAGAGCUGGCAAUGACCGAUAUGUCAACAGAAUGAUGCAAACAAUAGGCGGCGUACCAAAAACUAAGGAAAUGCAAUGUGACAAAAUUAUCAUGGAUGACAAAGAGAUAAUGGCCACCAACUGGGAUUUGUAUGAUUCCUUUAAUGCACUGGAAGCAGCUAUCAUGGAAAAAACUACCAGACCACUAAGUGUGACCAGCAGUAAGUCAACUGUAUACAGGGAACGCGACAGAGCCAUGUCUGUAGCUUCUGUAGGGAGAGAAAGCACCGCAAGUUCUAUCAUUGAUUUGGAAAGUGUAAUUCUCUCCCGGAUUCACGAAGAGAUAGAAGACCACUCAGAAGCUAUACUGAAAUCUGAAAAAUUUAAUCAAGAUUUGUUUUAUAUGGAGAGGGUCCUAAUGGAGAAUAUUUUCCAGCCCAAACUUGCAGCUUAUCGGCAGCUUCCUGUCCUCCUAGAGCCGACUGUCAAAUCUGAACAUAGCCUUUCUGGAUUUGAAGAGGAAUCCAUAGAGGAGGAGGAGGAGGAGGAGGAAGAGGAUGCGCUCUCAGUUAGGUCAUCACUUCUGUUAGAAUUUAGUUCAGGACGAGAGGAAAUCCUACCACCUUAUAUAGAAGGCUUGUGGACCUAUGCAUGUGAUUUGAUGAGAGGAAACAAUGUGAGCUGCCUAGCUUGGAACAAAGUGAACCCUGAUCUACUGGCUGUUGGUUAUGGACAGUUUCGUUUUAAAGAGCAGAAGAAAGGCUUGGCUUGCUGCUGGUCACUGAAGAACCCAACGUGGCCAGAGCGUGUCUAUCAAUCUCCUCAUGGGGUAACUGCAUUGGAUUUCUCUCUAGCCAAUCCAAACCUCUUAGCAGUUGGAUUGUACAAUGGGACAAUUGCAGUCUACAACGUCCAGACUCAGCAUACAACUUCAGUUUUAGAUACCAGCGAAUCUUACGAUAAACACUUGGGCCCUGUGUGGCAGCUGAGGUGGGUUGAGCAGGACAGGGGAAUAACAGGAGAAGACAAAGGGGAGAUACUAGUCUCCAUAUCAGCAGAUGGCAGAGUGACUAAGUGGUUUGUUCGGAAAGGAUUAAGCUGCAAUGAUCUGAUGAAACUCAAGCGAACAGCAAGUGACAAGAAAAAGGGAGGGGCAGAAAAGAAAAGUGAAGCACUGAUAUCUCGACAAGCUCCAGGAUUAUCCUUUGAUUUCCAUCCAAAGGGCCCGGUAUACAAGAUAGCAUGGAAUCCAUUCAGUACAGAAGUGUUUCUAAGUUGUUCUGCAGACUGGAGUAUUAUAUUGUGGCGCGAGGAUUCAGUCCGUCCUGUUUUGACUUUCAGUUCCACUUCCAAUGUUAUUUAUGAUAUAGUGUGGUCUCCCACUUCAGCAUACGUGUUUGCAGCAGCGAACGAAACCAGGGUGGAAAUCUGGGAUCUUAGUGUCAGCACCCUGGAUCCCCUGAUUGUGCACCCCGCCACUGGAACUGUGAAAUUCACGGCUGUGCUUUUUGCUAAAAACGCAGAUUGCCUUCUAAUUGGCGACAGUGAAGGAUCAGUCACUGUGUACGCACUAAGGAAUAUGAUCUCUCCAGACAGAAAGAAGCUGGAUGCUUUGCAUGAAAUGAUUGGCUCUGUUCUAACCAGUCCAGUGUAGAUAUUUUUACAGCAAUAGUCCAUGAAUAAAGGACGUGAUAUUUAAUGCCCAGCAGUUAAUUAUGCAACAAC
Molecule: messenger RNA, 2369 nt
Organism: Lacerta agilis (Sand lizard)
Lineage: Eukaryota; Metazoa; Chordata; Lepidosauria; Squamata; Lacertidae
Gene: DNAI4
Product: WD repeat domain 78
Exons: 15
Coding region: 28-2298 (756 amino acids)
Biological process (GO): cilium movement
Cellular component (GO): axonemal dynein complex
Molecular function (GO): dynein light chain binding; dynein heavy chain binding
Source: RefSeq, a predicted model, not a curated record